CAAAGCAAGACAAAAAAAAAAAAAAAAAAAUGGAAAUGGCGACAAGUUUUCUGUAUCCACCGCCUCCGUCGAUAUUGCUCAAUACAAUGAGCGUAGUCGGUUUAGCCGCUCUGGCGAAGAUCGGUUGGUCGGAAGUGAGAGGAAAUCAUCUGAAAUACUCCAAAUUCAACAACGCAUCAUCUUCAUCAUCAUCUUCUUCAUCAUCACCACAAACACAAAAGCAGCGACUCGGCAGCAUCUCAAGCCGAACCGGAAUGCUUUGUUUAUACACACCGGCGUUUCUAGCCGCUUCCGCUUCUUUCUUCGUCUUACCAUCUGACGAUCUCAGGUUUCUCCUCCUCAAAUCCGCACUUGCCCUCCAUUUCUUCAAGAGGAUCUUCGAGGUUCUGUUCAUUCAUAAGUACAGUGGAGAGAUGGCUGUAGAAUCGGCUAUCACCAUAACCAGCAGCUACUUCUCUUCCACGGCGUUGAUGUUAUACAGCCAAAACUUGACGCUGGGACUAAAGGAGCCAGCUUUCGAUCUGAAACUCGCAGGGAUUGCGAUGUUCGUGGUGGGGAUUGUUGGGAAUCUGUAUCACCAUUGUUUGCUGGCUAAGCUGAGGAAAGAAGAAGGUGGGAAGAAAGAGUACAAGAUACCAGAAGGAGGUCUGUUUGGUACCAUCAUAUGCCCUCACUAUCUGUUCGAGAUCCUUGUGUUUUGGGGCUUCUUUAUGAUUUCUCAGACCAUUUACUCGCUUUCUUUCGCCAUGGGAACAACUUGUUAUCUCGUCGGUCGGAGUUAUGCUACAAGAAGAUGGUAUCUUUCCAAGUUUGAUCACUUCCCUAAGCAUAUCAAGGCCCUUGUUCCCUUUCUCUUCUAGAUUAUUUUCUAUACUACUACUAGCUUUGUUUUUCUUUCUUCUUUUUUUUUUUUGGUUGAUAAACAUCUUCUGCCAAACUUUGUUUGUUUGUUUGUUUGUUUGUUUGUUGUUGUUCCUCUUAGCGUCUAAAUAAAACAGAGAAUUUGACUGGUUUUGUUA
Eutrema salsugineum is the source of this 1019-nucleotide messenger RNA. Its product is annotated as very-long-chain enoyl-CoA reductase. Bases 30 to 860 code for a protein of 276 amino acids. The transcript is spliced from 2 exons. The record is from RefSeq and is a predicted model, not a curated record. Gene Ontology annotation, molecular function: oxidoreductase activity, acting on the CH-CH group of donors. Gene Ontology annotation, biological process: lipid metabolic process. NCBI's taxonomy places the organism in Eukaryota, Viridiplantae, Streptophyta, Magnoliopsida, Brassicales, Brassicaceae.